AUGCUCGUCAAGGACACAUGUAUCCUCUUAUCAGCAGCCUUGCUUGGGGGAAGCCUUGACAAAUUUUCAAGGCGCUUCCCCACCGUUGAAGUACGCGCCGAGACCUUUAACGGGUCAACACAUGUGCCUGUGCCAGCUGACAGUGCUUUUCUCAAAGCUUUGCUAUUUGAGCUGAGGCUGGUAGAUGACCAUGUUUUUGUGGAGCACCGAGAUACUUGUACUCGCAUCAACCACUCGUCGGUGUAUUCGCUUCGCACCGAGGGAGGGGAUCUCUGGCCCGUGCUUGCUUUUCAGAAGAGUGGUUUGAUCUAUGCCUGUCUCCCACUGGUGGAGGGCACCUUGGAGCCACGGCCACCUCUCCUCACUGUUGCUGGGCUCUCGCAGGGAUUGGCUCUUCUGUUAGGCAUGGUGGACUACCUCUCUCCAAGCCGGAAAAACGAAGCCGAGAUGAGUGCAAAAAUAGGCCAGCUUCGAACUCUGCUCAUACAGGCCUGUCCCCUGGGCACCCCCUUGAACACAAACCUCCGCAGCCUAAACAGCUCCUUUGAUGACAUUCAGGAGACACCCACGGAUGAGAAUCAGCCAGCUUGGAGAUCCAACACCUAUAAAGGCAAACCCCAGGUGAAUGUCUGUAUCACCGAAAGAGUCAAGUGUAUGCAGUAUGACAGAAGAGACGUCGUGGACACCUGGCAGGUUUAUGGAGCAGUAAAUUGCAAGUGUGACAUAGAGGGCUCUGCUCCAAGCGUAACCCUCAGUCUGGCUCUCCCGACAUACGGGCCUCCGCUCCAGGACAUCGUGCUCCACCACUGUGUGACUGCUGUGGACCCUGCCAUGCUGGAGUCCAGCAGUGCAGAGCCACUGGGUGACUCUGUGUAUAACGGGCCCUACAGGUUUCCUUUCAUUCCUCCUUCGGAGUCAUUCAACCUGUGCUACUACACUUCCCAGGUUCCUGUUCCACCAAUUUUGGGGUGUUACCAGCUCACUGAAGAGGGAUCACAGUUAAAAAUAACAGUUAAUUUGAAGCUUCAUGAAAGCAUAAAGAACUCUUUCGAGUACUGUGAAGCUCGUAUACCUUUCUUCAACAGGGGCCCAAUCGCUCAAUUAGAGUACAAAGUUAGUUAUGGGCAACUGGAUUUAUCACGAGAGAAGAGCCUGCUGGUUUGGGUCAUUGGACAGAAGUUCCCUAAAUCUUUGGAAGUUUCUCUGACUGGAACCAUGUCUUUUGGCACUGCAGGCAAAGAGCACCCAACUGACUAUGUUUGCACUGGGAACACUGCUUAUGUGAAACUGUAUUUUAGGAUCCCAGACUUUACGCUUACUGGAUGCUAUGUAGACCAGCAUUCUAUUCAGAUCUUUGUACCAGGAAAACCCAAAAUUACUGCAUCCAAGGAACUGAUUUCUUCUGAUUACUACAUCUGGAAUUCCAAAGCACCUGCACCUAUGGUGUACAAAACCUUACUUGACUAAUUUGCUUGUGAAUGAGUUUUGUAUUUA
Messenger RNA from Merops nubicus (carmine bee-eater), 1494 nucleotides. RefSeq names its product adaptor-related protein complex 5, mu 1 subunit (gene AP5M1). Gene Ontology annotation, biological process: endosomal transport. The coding region runs from base 1 to 1467 and encodes 488 amino acids. The transcript is spliced from 8 exons. The record is from RefSeq and is a predicted model, not a curated record. Gene Ontology annotation, cellular component: AP-type membrane coat adaptor complex; cytosol; late endosome. Lineage: Eukaryota; Metazoa; Chordata; Aves; Coraciiformes; Meropidae.